Messenger RNA from Limanda limanda (common dab), 4327 nucleotides. It is a transcript of the gene c23h7orf57, whose product is annotated as chromosome 23 C7orf57 homolog. The transcript is spliced from 8 exons. Lineage: Eukaryota; Metazoa; Chordata; Actinopteri; Pleuronectiformes; Pleuronectidae. The record is from RefSeq and is a predicted model, not a curated record. The coding region runs from base 97 to 759 and encodes 220 amino acids.
CAUCCCUGCCUGCAGAGAAGAAGAAGCUAGCGGCUCUGAAUUGGCAAAAAACCCAUUGAUUCCUCGCAACAGAAGAGAAUUCACUGAAAAUCUGAAAUGAGCACCGCCCUGCCCAACCACAGAAAGACCAAGCCUGGAGGCAUAAAGCCCGGGCCCGUAACCAGCGGCGCGUCUGGGCCGACCUCCCAGAUCCCCGGUCUGUCCCAGAGUGCUGAUGAAAGCACUCCGGCCGAGAGGUCCAGCGGACGCCGAGUCGGGAUAUUUGCCUCCGACUCGGAGUACGUCAAGCUUGCAAAGCAGGGAGGACACAAAGGGCUGUUGAGUCAUGAUAAUGAUUGUGAGGAAAAUCCGGUGAGGGCCUACAAUCCAGCCAGCUGGUUUGGAGACAAUGAGACAAAGAAUGGAAGCAAAGCAACGUCUCCCGACAGCCAGAUGAAGGGGGGCAGCCUGCCUCUGGCUGCACCGUUUGGCACUGAUAACAGUUCGUCCUGGGAGAGAGAGGCUGAUAGCUUUUCCAAUGAUAAAGAUAAGAUGUCUCCUGAUGAUGCUGCCGAUGAGUUGGAGGAUCUGUCCUUAGGCGGCAUUCACAAGAAAACGUGUCAUACUAAGGGGGCUCCGCCAGUCAGCAUGACCAAGCUGCUGAGUCAUGGUUAUGUGGAGCAGAAGAAGUCUCCCAAUGAUGACGAUGCCUCAAGUGUGACCUCAGAACAGACCAGCACCAUCGCGACGGAGGACGCGGACGUGGACGAUCUGGAGUAGUGUGCACAGGUCCUCACCUUGAGGGAGAAGGGGGGGGUGUCGUCCUAACACUGGUUCAUGGGAUCGCAAACCCACGAACACGCCACUCCGCCCGUCACGGAUUCACUCACGUUAAUUGUACAUCCACUGACUCUUAGGUUUUGUACUCAUGUUUAUGCAAAAGGUACCGUCCUAUAUGUUUUGCUUUAAUUUAUAAAAAAGGAACUCACACAGGUGUCGUUGAGUAGACGUGUCGGUGCUCGCAGUAUACUUUUCCGUUCAGUGUUGUCGUUUCUCGGUUUGAAAGACGAGUCGUGCACAGGGCAGGAAACUAACAUUUUGGUUCUGUUAUUUUACCAGCUAGUUAAAUUUUUAGAACUUAAAGCACGGGACAGCCUCACCCGCUUAAUUCUAGACUCUCGUGCGUUUUGCCGGUGGCUGUUGUUAGUUUCCCUCCCUGGUUGUAUGAAGUUCGAGUUAGUGAAUUUGUAUGAAGUGUUUGUGCUAAUGAAUUGUGGUGCCAGUGACGUGAAACAUAUUUUGUUUUGAUCAAGGGCUCCGGCUUUAUGAAGGCAUGUCCGCGGUAUGCGUGUUUUCGGCUGCGGCGGUGGACAUGAUCAUUCAUUGAGACCGCACCCCCGCAGCCAUGACCACAUGCCAAAGGGCGUACUGAUGGCGAAAGCCGCCGCGGUUUGUGUGGUUGAAAAAGGUCCAAACAUGAUUUUUAGGUUGCUGCUCUGCAGAAGGUUGCUCUUCUCUUCUUUUCCCCAAAAAUCUUGUUUUUUUUUUUUAAUAGUGAAACAUGCAAGAGCAUAAUCUUUUUGUGCAAGCUGCGUUUUUGUGAAUCCUUCUUGUCCCCCUCCCCCCAAAAACAAGUGCAUUCAAAAGCGAAUGCAUCUGGAAAAAAAGGAACAAAUUGCUCGAAUAACUCAAGUGACGUUUGCCAGUUCCAAUAAGAAAAACCAGCAGGUGCUGCAAAUUAAAUUCUCUCAUCAGUGCCUAUAAAUUAAGACGCUCAUCAGUAAGUCAAGAACUGUGCCAAGUGCUGGAUGCUGGUCCAGAUAUGUCAGACGCUUGCCAACGAUAGAAUUAGAUAUGUUGCGUACUGCAUGUUUAAAACUUCGCAGUUUCCCACAGCCUAGCGCAACAAGGGAUAAAACAUUCUGGGAAGUUGUCGGAAAGAAACCGCCUUCUGCAGGCCCACGACCCGAAAACCCAUCCCAGUGUAAUUCCCUGUGAAGAUUAGAGGAGGUUUUUGAAAAAGUGAGUUCUGAACAUGCCAACCAAGCAGUUUUUUCCCUGCUCACAUGCAGUGUUUUGACCUAGUAGACACCAGUAGGAGAAGUUAGUUGGUGCACAGCCUGGUCCCAGCAAACCCUCCCCCGAUAAACUUCUAUUCUUUUCAGAUUAGAGAGUUUAAUUAAAGCUGCAUCAUUAUUUUUUUUUUGCAUAUUUAAACAAAGCCAAGCACGGGUAAAUCUGAGCACUGCAGCAGCUGCGUGGGUACGAUUCCAGCCCGGACUGUUCGCUGCAUGUCAUCUUCAGUCUCUUGUUUCCUGCUUUUCCACUGUCACUACCAUAAUAAAGAAAUAAAAAAAACAACAAAAGAUACUUCACAACCAAACUUUGCAGCAGUGAAAAAUACAUUUCCUGGUGUUUUGAGAGAUGACACUAGAGUUUGUGGUUUGAUUCGUGCCAUAGUCCUCACACCUUUCCCUUGUUUCCUGUCUGUCUCUGUCCUUUAAACUUUCAAUGAGAAUGCAAACAUACGCCGAGCAUAAGGGUGCAUAAAACUCCUAAAUAAAAAGCCAAAUUCAAGAAAAAGGCCUUAAAUUAACAUACCUGUAAAAUAAAACACUAAGGAAUAAUGGUCUCCACACCAAUAUAAGCGAGUUUAUUUUAGUCGAGAAAUAGAUCCUGGGAAAUAUGGUCUGAACACGGAGUUAGCAUCAGUCUUAUAUGUUUAUUAGUAGUAAGAUUAGUGACUGAAAUAGAAACAAUAAAUUCUACGGAGAAUUUAAAUGCCACAUAAAUCAAAAGGAAGACCAGGAUGCAUGAACAAUCGUUAAUUUGUGUUUAUUGCCAAGAUAAUUGCAAGAAGGAAAUGGCAAAUAAUAGGAUAUGCAUCUUCAGUAUCUGCAGGUCUUAAAAGGCCCUGAAUUUACUUUCCUUCAGAGCACAUUUAAAAAGAGUCUUAAAUAUUUCCUGUUGUCUACUGACGGCUGUCGUUUUUAGUUGUUUAAAUCUUUCUGGCAGCCAGGAGAUGUUGUGUAUCUUAUUUUUUGUGAAGCACCUUCACAACUUGCCGCCGACACUCACUACUGCUGCUACAGUAGCGAGGAGGUUCAUCAUCUCCUCAAGGGCAUGCGCCAGUUUUUUGGCAAAACGUGAAUAAUUUAAUCGUUUCAAAGGGUUGUUCCAAUUUUAGGUUCGGUUUCCUUGAAUAAGAUCAACUAUAGCAGGAGGAAUUGUAGUUACACUCUGCUGAAAACGGUGCAAUAUAAAGGUACUGAUAAUCAUUCCCCCUGGUUAUUAAUAUUUGCGCUGUAUUACUGAAAUACGAAUUAAAUUUGGUUAAGUGUGCUUCUGAAAACUUCUUAAAAAGUAUUAAAUGAGUUGUUGGACCCUACCGAGACCUCUGGAGACAGAAAUGUGGCUUUUGAAACACUUUGACCUUUUCUGUUACUGAAAAAUUAAUAGAGGUCAAAGCGGUCAAGUAAAUCUAACCCCCAAACUUUGAAGUUUGAUGUGAAACCCUACCCUCCUCCUCAGUGUCUCCAACUCCUCCUCGGCUGCUUGCUUGUGCGAUUGCAAUUUGAUUGACAGUUUGGCCUUGAGUCAUCUAACGGUUCUUUUUGAAAAGUAGCUCCGAAAACCGAGGCGCGACACUAAAACUCCUAAUCCUGCCGGGACGUUUGUCUGGUGAAUGAAACGCUCUUAAAUUGAAAAGGACGGGGGAUGUAUUUGGGUUUGAGACUUUAAGCUCUGAAGUUUGUCCCGAUAAAUCCAAACCAAUUCACUGGGCGCGUCUCGAAAUGAUGCCGCAGAAACACACUCGUUGGAAACGGUUUUAGUUGAUGUCAUGUUCACACAAUAUAUUUAAGCAGCGAUGCAUAACUCAUCUGUAUUAUCUGUAGUAUUCAAAAAAGUGUUGUUCUAAAACUAUAGACGCUUUACUGUGCUUAGUGACACUAGAUAUUAUUUAGGAGUACCACGAAUGGAGAAUGUAUCCUCUUUGGUUAUUGUUUGUUUCAAAGAACGGGUUUAUUCCUAUUAAACUGUUUAAAUCUUCACGUACAGUAUUUCUGUUUUAGAACUUAAUCCUCCUCCUGUGAGUUGGUGCUGUUAUCAGUUUAUAAACCAGUAGUGGGAACCUUUUAUCGGCUUAACUUUGCAAAGUCCUCCCCUGAAGUCUCAUAAGUCUUUUACCUGCAAGUGUUAAAACUCUCCUCUACCAGAGAGAGAAGAUUGUGUUCGUAGUGAGAAACUAAAUCCACCAGAUGCACCUCAAUGUAAGACCAAGCUCAAUAUGAUGACUGCACACAAGACUCUAUAUUAUCGUUUGAAUAAAUGGGCAUGUGCACGUGAA